GGGCAGAAUGACGCCUCAGCCAUAGAGAUGGUCUCAUACAAGCGGUUCCGGGUUUUUCCCGGAGGGUUUUACCUCUCCCUUCUCUAGGGAGGAGGGGAAGAAAACAGAGGAGGCCGCUGGCUUCGGACCGCUCUGGGCCUUGCCCAGUCAGCUGCCUCUCCUGCACCGGAGUAGAAAAAUACAUGUUCACUUUCAGCAUAGAAGAGCAUGUUCCCAAACUCUUCCAACUUGGGCCGUCCACCCUUCCAACUAGAACGCCAACAAUAUAACUACUUCAUUAACCUUCCGGUGAACACACCUCCUGCCCUCUUUCACCAGCAAUUCCAGAGUACAACAACUCCAGUAAGUGGUAACCUUCCAACCAUCCCACCUGUUUCACCACCACCUUUUGCCUAUAGAAAUGGCAGCCCAGUGCAUACAUCAGCUGCACCUGCAUCAUUCCGAGGCAGAAAGAGGCUGAAAGAGCAGGAUGUUCCUUAUCAAGUGAAGCGCCAGCGAUUUCAUUCACCUCAUCGUGAAUCAGCUUCAGCUAACCAAGUAGUGCCUUUACCAGAAGAUCACAGGCGGUCGUUUCCUGGAUCAAUUCCUUUGCCAUUAUUUCAAGCACAUUACAUCUCUGAUUUGACUGGAUGUGUGCCACCCUUACAAGAAGCUUCAUUUCCUGAACUUGUAGAAACUACACUCCCUGUGGCCAAAGAUAAGCUAAGUCAGCAAGUACUGGAGUUAUUUCAAGCAUGUCAACAACAAACCUAUGACUUGAACAAAAAAGAGCUUUGCCGAACACAACUCCAAAGGGAAAUUCAGCAGAUCUUUCCAAAUAGUAGACUCUUUUUGGUUGGAUCCUCACUAAAUGGGUUUGGUACUCGUAGCAGUGAUGGUGACUUGUGUCUGGUGGUUAAAGAGCAGCCAAUUAAUCAGAAGACUGAAGCAAGACACAUACUUAGCUUACUCCAAAAACACUUCUGUAGGAAGCUUUCAAACUACAUUGAGAGACCUCAGCUGAUUCGAGCAAAAGUGCCAAUAGUAAAGUUCAGGGACAAAGUCAGCUGUGUAGAGUUUGACUUGAAUGUAAACAACGUUGUAGGAAUAAGAAAUACAUUCCUUCUGAGAACCUAUGCAUACAUUGAGAGUCGAGUGCGUCCAUUAGUGCUGGUUGUAAAGAAGUGGGCAAGCUUUCGUGGCAUAAAUGAUGCCAGUCGAGGCACUUUAAGCAGCUAUAGUCUUGUGUUGAUGGUUUUGCACUAUUUACAAACCCUACCUGAACCUAUCCUUCCAUCCCUCCAAAAAAAUUACCCAGAAUCUUUUGAUCCUACUAUGCAGCUGCACCUCGUGCAUCAAGCCCCAUGCACCAUUCCUCCUUACCUUUCAAAAAACAAAUCAACUCUUGGAGACCUGCUACUGGGCUUCCUGAAAUAUUAUGCUACUGAAUUUGAUUGGAGCAGUCAAAUGAUUUCAGUUCGUGAAGCCAAAGCCAUUCCAAGACCUGAUGGCAUUGAAUGGAGAAACAAGUUCAUUUGUGUAGAAGAACCUUUUGACCGAACAAACACUGCUAGAGCGGUACAUGAAAAACAGAAGUUUGACAUUAUCUUAGAUGAAUUUCGCAAGUCAUGGUACAGAUUGAGAGACCGGAGGGAUUUGAACUGUAUACUACCUUUAAGAGCCACUAUACAGAAAAGAUAAUUAGCUUUCUUCUUAAGUGGACUGUUCUGAAAUAUACCAAGGACAUUAUCAGAACCCCAGGAUGCAUUUUUUUUCUCUUUUCCCACUGCACUUUUUUUUAAAGAGAUUUUUCUUUCAAACUUUAGUUAAGAAAAUUUUUGUAAGAAAUAAAAAUGCAACCUUCGUGAAAUUCAUUAACAAUUUGAAGACUGACUUUCUGAAACAGAUUGAAUCAGUGACCAAUAAAAUUUUGCAGAUCUGUUGGAGUUUGAUUUAUUGUUAAUAUAAGUUGUAGUGGUUGACUCAGCCAUACUGAAUAUUGAAAUGUAAAGAUGAAGAGAUUUGUAAUAUACAACAACCAGUCUGUGACUUUAAAGAAUAGCAUACAGUGCACACUUCCUUAAGAUAAAGUAGCCCUGGCUUUACAAAUGCUAAAUGCAGUAUGCACUUUGGCUCUCCUUGGCUCUUUUCAGCUUUUAAUAAUCUUGUAAUAAGAAACAGCAACUUUUUAGAAAAAUAAUGAAUAGACCCUAAAUGAUGCUGUUGAUUUUGCUGGUAAACAUAUGCCUGGGUUCUACUUCUUCAGAUUACAUGUGAUUGAAUGCUUCUCAAAAUGACAAAAAUCCUUCCACAUUUAAAACUAGAUUGUGGGGGCAAGCUGAGAUUUAGCUUUCUGUGUGGAAGGGAUCUUGUCAAAUAGAGGAGCAUAUACAAGCAUGCAGUCUGAAGUGGCACAACUCAGGCAACAGGUUUGCCACCUCAGUGAGAACUUCUGCGUAUUGUAUUUACGGGAAGUUUUAAGCAGUAGAGCAACUUCAAGGCCUAAACAUCUGUUAGGCUUGCAUAAUGUCUGACAUCCUGAGCUGAAUGCAGCCUGCCAGCCAUGUAUGGCAGCGCACCAGGGGUUUGAGAAACAUUCUCUGUGUGUUCCGCUAUCCUAAAGCUACAAAAAAAAGCAGGACAGGCAUUUUGUAUGCCAUAAGGCAGCCUUUCCCAACCUUUGGGUCCCCAGAUGUUGCUUGACUGCAAUUCCCAUAAUUCCUGACCAUUGGCCAUACAGGCUAGGGCUUAUGGGAGUUGUAGUCCAACAACAUCUGGGGACCCAAAGGUUGGGAAAGGCUGCCAUAAGGUAUGGCCAAUGGCCUCUGUGUUCAACUUGAUGUAUAGGCACUGCAGGUAAGAUUUUGUGGCAAACUGCUCAAUGUAGCUUAAGAUUCAUGUCGGACCAGAGGUGGCUUUGAACAUUACAGUGAAGCAGCGGGAAAGGAAACGCAAGUGAGAAUUGUGCUUCCUCUUAAUUGCACUUCCAAUGUAAUAUAUGGAACUUGCAGAGAUGGUACUGUGGCUUGUACAUCCCCCCUUUUCCUACACCACAGUAACAGUGUAAGGAAGCACAGUUUCUGUGCAUUUCCUCAUACACACACCCCUCUGCUUUGUUGUAGGUUGUGGAGUCACUGUGAGUUGAGUCCUCUCCUACAGUUUUCUUUCCAUAUAAAUAAAGUAGUAGUGACAACUGCGAAAAAUAGCUGCUACGAUAAGCCAAGUUGUUUUUUUCAAUUUAUGUUUCUAUUUUUGUGUAUAUAUUUGUACAUUGGUCAGCUGCUAUAUAAAUUGGGAUUUUAAAAAAAUCUUAAAUUUUAACUUUUUUUCCAAGAAGUAUGGGACUUCUUUUAGAUCUGCUGUAGCACAAUUUGUGCCUCUUAUAUUUAUUGCAGACCAAUUCAUACGUUAACAAAUGUUUACUUUUCAUUGAUGUCAAACUUUACUUUUUUUCCUCUUAAGUUUAAUAUUUUUAUUGUAUCAAGUGAAAUAAAGUUUCUGUAUUAAAAAUAAA
Messenger RNA from Rhineura floridana, 3493 nucleotides. It is a transcript of the gene TENT2, whose product is annotated as terminal nucleotidyltransferase 2. The coding region runs from base 208 to 1680 and encodes 490 amino acids. The record is from RefSeq and is a predicted model, not a curated record. Gene Ontology annotation, cellular component: cytosol. Lineage: Eukaryota; Metazoa; Chordata; Lepidosauria; Squamata; Rhineuridae. The transcript is spliced from 15 exons. Gene Ontology annotation, molecular function: poly(A) RNA polymerase activity.